AUGCAAAUCAAAGUCAAAACAUUAACAGGGAGAGAUAUUUUAGUAGAUAUUGAACCACAGGAUAAGAUUAUCAGAAUUAAAGAAAUGAUGGAAGAAAAAGAAGGUAUUUCACCAGCACAACAAAGAUUGAUCUUCAAUGGCUCACAAUUGGAUGAUGACAAAACUGUUCAAGAAUCUGGUAUUCAAGCAGGAGCUUCGUUACAUUUGGUAUUGACAUUGAGAGGAGGUAAUUGA
Messenger RNA from Lodderomyces pseudojiufengensis, 234 nucleotides. It is a transcript of the gene RUB1, whose product is annotated as NEDD8 family protein. The coding region runs from base 1 to 234 and encodes 77 amino acids. The record is from RefSeq and is a predicted model, not a curated record. Gene Ontology annotation, biological process: protein neddylation; modification-dependent protein catabolic process; regulation of proteolysis. Lineage: Eukaryota; Fungi; Ascomycota; Pichiomycetes; Serinales; Debaryomycetaceae. Gene Ontology annotation, cellular component: cytoplasm; nucleus. The transcript has a single exon. Gene Ontology annotation, molecular function: protein tag activity; ubiquitin protein ligase binding.